AUGGAGAGGAUACAGGAACUCCUCCUGACCCUGCAACCUGGGGCAGGUGGCGCGGUGGCUGACAUCCGGCCUGACCCUUCCCUGGGGGAUGUGCCGGGGACGGACGAUGUCCUGUCGCUGGCGGCAUCAGCCAACCUCUUCAGUGAGGGUGUCACGGGGGAGGGAGCCUCAAACGCUUUUGGGGAGGCCUCCCGCUCCUCUGCUCAGAGCUCUGGGCACAGCACAGAGGGUAACCCCAUCGGGUCCGUCAUCCGUACGGCCCUGGCUCGCCUGGGGCUCGAUGCUCCUCAGGCAGACUUGGCCCAGCCUAGCGCCUUUUUCAGGCGCAGCCCUGCCACAGCCCCUUUCUCUGUCCCUCCUUCGGAGGAGUAUUUAAAGGAGCUACACCUCUGCUGGAAGGACGCCAAGGCUCUCCCCCGUCCUUCUUCCAGUGCUCGGGCCUUGGCUGCCAUGCGGGAUCCAGCGCAGUAUGGUUUGGGUUGCAUGCCACCCGUUGAGCCCGCCAUUGCCUCCCUCAUUCUAACCCCCGAUCAGGCCUUGCGGCCGGAUGCCAGGUGUCCUCGGCCCCAGUGCAGGGUCACAGACGACCUGCUUUCGAAGGCCUAUGACGCAGCAGCACGUAUGGGGCGGAUUGGCAACUCCCUCUCCCACCUAAUGCUGGCGCUCUCGACCUCGCUGCAACAAGCUGCAGUUGAGCCGUCUACACAGGACCUGAGCGACGCGUCCCUACAGGCCUUUGCCCUCAUGUCCAGGGAAUUGGGGCGUGUUAUGUCCACCCUGGUCCAGACUCGCUGCCAGGUUUGGUUGGCUCAGUCGCCCCUGACGGAGGCGUGCAGGAAGGCCCUUAGAGCCGUGCCAGUGGUACCGGGGGAGCUGUUUGGGUCAGCUGCCCUGGAGACGCUGGAGCGAGCUGCCCAAGCUAGGCAAACCAACCUGCAGCUGUCGGGUCUUCACAGGAGUGUCUCCGCUCCUGGCAGGCCUAGAGCCCCCCCGGCUGCCCCCCGGGGCCGCUACCAGCCACCACGCUCUUACCCAGCAAGAGAUGAGGGCCUACGCAGGUCUCGGCGGUCCGCCCAGCAGCCCGCUGAUAGCUUUCGCGCCCAUCGCCCGGGCAGCCUCGGGCCGCGGAGCCUCACCGGUACCCCUCCAGAGCCGACAGAGGCCGGGGGGCCAGGCGCUAGGACCACGGGGCCGGUCGUCGGCUGUUUUUCCCAGCAGCAGAUCAGCUAUUGGGCUGCCUGUACUAUAGACCCCUGGGUGUUUUCCACCUUAACCCGGGGGUACGAAUUACAGUUCCGACGCCGGCCCCAGGCCUUCGGCCGGGUCAGGAUGACAGUCGUCCGCGACCCGACGAAGGCCGCAGCUCUGGCCCAGGAGCUAUCCGCCCUCCUGGCCAAGGGUGCGAUCGAGCCAGUGGACCCUCAGAUACAACCCGGGGGGUUCUACUCGGCGUACUUUCUGGUCACCAAGAAAGACGGCGGAUUCAGGCCCAUUCUAGACCUAAGGGGCCUGAACACGUUUUUAAAAAUUUUACCAUUUCACAUGCUCACCUCGGCGGACACCCUGAGGGUAGUUGCCAGGGGGGAGUGGUUCACGACUAUAGACCUAAAGGACGCCUAUUUUCAUGUGCCGGUUGUGGCACACCACAGGCGGUUCCUGAGGUUUGCCUAUCGGGUCAGGCAUUACCAAUUCAGGGUACUUCCCUUCGGGCUUUCCCUCUCCCCGAGGGUUUUCACCAGGGUUGUGGCGGCAGCCCUCGCACCCCUGCAGACGCAGGGCAUGAAGAUCCUGCCGUAUCUGGACGACUGGCUGGUCUGUGCGCCCUCCAGGUCCCAGGUGGCCCAGGACACGGCCCGCCUGCUGUCGCACGUCGCCCGGCUGGGCUUGACGGUGAAUCAAACAAAGAGUUGCCUGGACCCUUCCCAACGGGUUACCUAUCUGGGGUUGGUCCUGGACUCGGUCGCCAUGAAGGCCUACCUUUCAUCUCGACGGGUGAACGACAUCCUCCGCCUCCUUCCCCUCUUCAGAGCCGGCAGGAGGCUGCUUUUUAUUAAUUUUCUUCAGCUUCUGGGCAAGCUGGCAGCUGCUUCAGCUGUGGUGCCUCUGGGCUUACUGUCCCUGCGGCCACUCCAAAUGUGGCUGAACAGCCUGCACCUAGAUGCCAAGUGGCACAGGCAGAGGAGGGUCAAGGUGACCCUGCAGUGUCUUGUCUCUCUGGCCCCAUGGAGGAAGAGAGCGUAUCUGGAGGCAGGCGUGCCCAUGGGCGCAAUCCCGGCACGCCGGGAGUUGGUGACAACCGACGCCUGCCUCUCGGGAUGGGGCGCAGUGUGGCAGGGCAGGACUGCGCAGGGACGGUGGUCUGGCCGGGACGUGGCACAACACAUCAAUGUGCUGGAACUCCGGGCUGUGCAGCUGGCUUUAGCCAGCUUUCUGCCCCAUUUGACAGGCCGGCAUGUCCUGGUCCGGUCGGACAACAUGGCCACGGUUUCGCAGGUGAACCACCAGGGGGGCACCAGGUCAGCACGGCUACUCCGGGUAUCCCAGAGCCUGUGGACUUGGGCUUAUCCCCGUCUGGCCAGCCUACGGGCAGUCUAUUUGCCGGGGGCCCAGAAUCGGGCGGCAGACUUUCUCUCCCGACGGAAGCCUCCACCGGGGGAAUGGCGGCUUCACCCCGAGGUGGUGGAGUCAAUGUGGGGCCUCUUCGGCAGGGCAGAGGUGGACCUCUUUGCCUCGGAGGAGUCGGCGCAUCGCCCCCUCUGGUUCUCCUGGGCAGAAGCGUCCAGCCCUUUAGGGCAGGACGCGCUGGCGCACGAUUGGCCGGACAGGCCUCUUUAUGCCUACCCACCAUGGCCUCUGGUUCUGCCGACACUCCAGAGGGUCUUUUUGCAGGGCCACCGGCUCCUUCUGGUGGCCCCCUUUUGGCCGGGGAGGCUCUGGUAUCCACUGCUGCUCAGGCUCUGCUGCAGCUCGCCAUGGCGCCUCCCCGACAGGAGGGAUCUCCUGUCCCAGCUGGGGGGUCAGAUCUGGCAUCCCGACCCCUCUCGCCUACAGCUCUGGGCUUGGCCACUGCAGGGCCCGACCCACUGCUGAGGGAGUGCACUGCGGCUGUCAGGGGUACGGUCAUGAGUGCCAGGGCACCAUCGACCAGGUUGCAGUACGGAAACAGGUGGAAGCUGUUCUCCAACUGGUGUGCGGCUAGGGCCGUGGCUCCAGUGCAUUGCGC
Messenger RNA from Gadus chalcogrammus (walleye pollock), 3223 nucleotides. RefSeq lists its product as uncharacterized. Gene Ontology annotation, molecular function: nucleic acid binding. The coding region runs from base 1 to 3090 and encodes 1029 amino acids. The transcript has a single exon. The record is from RefSeq and is a predicted model, not a curated record. NCBI's taxonomy places the organism in Eukaryota, Metazoa, Chordata, Actinopteri, Gadiformes, Gadidae.